UAAGCGGCGCAGUGUGUGGCACACGUCGUGCCAACUGCAGCCCGCAAGUGGCAGUCGUGGUGGUGGUGGGUGGGGUAGGGUCGGUUGGGGUGGCGCAGAGCGCGGAAGUUAUAGAAGUUUGCGAAACCUACGACGAAGUCAUUUAACGACCAUCGUGCUAACGACUCACAGCUUCGACAGCAACACUUCCACGGCUUGACUUCACGGGACCGUUGGUAGGACAACAACCACCAUUACAAAAGUUUCUUGUUUGUUUAGUGACAACUGCUAGGACUAAUUCCUGGUCUGAGGAGGAAGGUAGGUGUGUGUGUACGUGUGACCCCCACCGACCCCAGUGCAGAGUCGAGUCGACAACAACGAAGGUUCGGCCAAAAGCUGCAAGAUAUCAUCACGGCUGCAGAACACCUUGUUGACAGGGGAAAAAAUUGUUUACUUGUGGAUUCGACAACACGUGGCGUAUCUCACUCCACAAGGGGGGUACAGGCGAAGGUGUCUGUGGAAUAUUCUGUCCCGGUUCGCACCUCGAGGAUCGCCAGAAAGGAGUGGCACCUUUGACAAAAACCAGCGGCGAGCUACAUUCCGACCAUCAUGAUCCUGCGAAGUUCAUGGAUUCCUUUCGGCUCCGGAGCGGGACCUGGAUGUUGUAUCAAGUCCUCUUUCCUUCUGAUCCUUGUGGUAACACUAGUUUUGUCAUCGGCCGAUGACCACCCACAUACCCAGCCACCCGGCCUGUCAGAACCUCAAGGUUACCCAACGUCAGCCAGGUGUGGGCCACUACCUCGGGUGGUUCUGGAGCUGGACUGUGCAGAGACAGAUUAGGAACUUUUCCGGCCCCCACCUUCCGGUUGUUGACUUGCGGGAUGUGCUUCACGUUCUUGUACAACAGCAAACCUAUGGAUGCCAUCUUCACCUUCAAGUCCUUUCAGAUUGUUUUCCUCAAUUCGUCAGGAUCUCCAGUGGAUUUCGCUCCGCCGGACGUGAGCAACGACAGCGUGGUGGAGAAGGUUUGUCGGGUGGUGAGGCAAGCCAAGGAGGACUGCACGCGCUGGACAUCGUGCUGCAAGGCGGCGGACAACUGCUGUCAGCGGCAACUGGCGCUGGGUGACGUCACAAGGGUGACUGAAAACGAGGCUGGAGGCGGGAAAGCCGAACAGUUAGCUUGUCCCCGCACGUGGGAUGGAUUCAGCUGCUGGGAUGAUCCGACUGCCGGGAGUAUGGUGACCAAGUCCUGUCCUGGCUACAUAGAGCACAGCUCUGAUUCCGGUUUUGCAACCAAGUCUUGCAGGGAGAACGGAACCUGGUAUACUAACCCAGAGUCGUCUCAAGAAUGGACAGACUACACCACCUGUGUACAGCUCGAUCAUUUUGAGGCUUUAUUUUGGGUGAGUGUUGUCUGCAAUAUAUUCAGCCUUGUUCUUCUUCUUCCCGCCUGCUUCAUCUUUCUGUACUUCCGGUCGCUGCGGCAUCAACACCGGAUCAAGCUCCAUCUGUGUCUCUUCAGCUCCUACGUCUUCACCAGCGGCGUCAUGCUCCUGUGGGAGAGUCUGGUGGUCAGCGACCGCCUCUACCGAGACACCAACGACACCAUCAUGCACCAGAACUCGGUGGGAUGCCGCUUUCUCUUCGCGGUGACUCGCUACGCAUGGACGACCAACUUCCUGUGGAUGUGGUUGGAAGGAUUUCACUUGUUUCGUCUCAUGGUCCAGGCCUUCGCCGUGCCGCGCUCUCUCGUUGGCUUCUACAUCGGCGGCUUCUCAUCGCCGUUAGUUCCAGUCCUGAUAUACGCCAUCAUCAGAGCAUCUAUCCCCGAUCUCAACACUCGGUGCUGGGUUCACAAUGCCGGCGAGAUUGAGUGGAUUAUUUACGUACCUAUCCUGUUUUGUAUUGCUGGUAAUGUCUUCUUCUUGGGAAAAAUUCUGUGGGUGAUGCUGAACCAACUGCAGUCCCACCCCAAUGAGCCAAGCAGCUACAGGAGAGCUGUCAAGGCCGCUGCUAUUCUAAUUCCGCUUUUUGGACUUCAGGCUCUGCUGGUCAUGAUACGGCCAUCUACUUCUUCCUUUGCCUUUGAAGUGAUUUCACGAAUCGUCAGCAGCACUCAGGGAGCUGCUGUUGCGGUGGGAUUCUGCUACCUAAACGGAGAGGUGCUGAGUGUCGUCAAAAACGUCCUUCCGCACUCACUGCGUUCUCGGGUGCUGCUCCGCUCCGACCAGCGAAGCACCGUGUCCACCCAGUUCACCACAGACGCCGUCUCCCGCUCCGGGAACGGGCAGGGCAGCCAGACCUCACGCGCAUGCCUGGGCGGAAGCAACGAGACCAACGCGUCGUUUCGAGGGCAACAUGGCGCCGGCUACAUCCCGUUGUCUACGAUGUCAGACGAGAACAAGGACAAGGUCAACGAGGAGGUGAAACUGGGUAACGGUGCUCUCUGAAAUAAGAAAAGCAUCCCUUGGUGUUCUGCCACCCGUGUACAAUGUUCUCGAACGAUCCGAUAGAGAGAAAAAAACUGUGACUGGGUGCACUCCUCCGUCAAACCUUUCCAAACCUUCGGUGGAUCCAACGUCGUUGUUGCUGUAAAUACAGAAAUGUAAUGGUGUUGAUAAGUAAAAAUCUUUGUCAGAAGAUUAUUCAAACAUUUAACGGUGUUAAAUAUGAAAUCUGAGUUUCAUCAUUCAGUGUAAAGCAUGCAUCCGACGAGGGUCGAAGUCGGGUAGGACCUCGACAGAGAAAGGAAUAUCGUUGAAAAACUGGUCUAGCAAAAGUGCUAUGCCAUGAUGUUGAUGAAAGUAUGCACCCACGUGUAGUUCACUGAUUGUUGUGGAAUCACUAAGAAGAAGAAGAAGAAAAAAGGACAUCAGGGACUCAAGGACGGCAUGCGAGCAAACCUUCCCGUCCCUCGAUUACCUGGACGGCCUGUGCAACCUUGUGUCGCACCCUGGAACUGUUAGCAAGGUGUUGUAGCAGUUCAUGUGUACCUCUGUUACUUCUGUGAUAUGCGCAGUUCCAUCUAUUUCUUGUUUUAAAAAUAUCCUUAGAAAAUUCUUAGCACCGAAAGAGGACGUUUGACAGAUGGUCUAGAGCAGGGGUAGCCAACACCUGGACGGUGUUCCUACCUGGACUGCCUAUACCAUCGGGUAUGUAACUCGGUAAAUUUGUAAAACAAGUGGCUUCUGGUAUUAUUCAGUACCCUUGAAGUAUCUCUCAUUGUCAGAAAGGUUCAUGACCCCUGGUCUAGAGGUGUGCAAAGAAUGUAAAACCCUUUUCUGCAUUUAUAUAAUCUCUAGUGUAAUGAAGUGAAGACUGCAGAAUAAACGGAAAAAAAUGGAAAACAAAUCUUAGUGCCCUCUCAGUCUGGCUAACUCACAUGAUUAAUCCAAUAAUCGAGAUGCUUGUGGGGUGCAACAAGUACAUGUUUCUGUUUAAUAUUCAUCGACUACAAACGCUUUAAGAGAACUGGCCAACUGUAGGGGCCACUGUAGUCGUUGUUAGACAAGGGGACAAGGCGGUGUUCGCUGCAAGAGACAAAGAAAAAAAGGAAAGAAGGGAAAAGAAGAAUAAAGAGAAAGAAAAAAAGUAGUCCAGAAGUGAUAGUCUAAUGUAAAUAUACUACAUCUAGUAGGACGAAGGCAAUGGACAGGACUUCCUGUUGUUGCAGAGCCUGAUGCUAAAAAGACUAAACGCCUUUUGCAGUUUAUGUAUGUUCAUGUCCGGCAACUCUGUCCACAGAUUGUCUGUUUUGGUUCACAAACAGAAAUGAAGACUUUGCUACUUUGAAGCUCUGAUGUUUGAACUUUCACUAUGUGACUGCUAUGCUCUGCCGUUCGCACCGUGGGUUGAGUUGUUUGAACUGUGGGGCUGCUAGGUUCUGAUGUUUUCACUGGGCGAAUGCUCUACCGUUUGUGUUUCAUACAAAUCUUAUAAGUAAACUUGUAUGCCCUUUCUCACUAUCACAAGUCAACUUGAGAGAUUUAAAUCCGUUGCUUGCUUCAUCAGUGUGUUCUUCAAAAAGCCUUGAUGUAGUGCUGCAGCGUUUACUUGUCAUUUAAGAGCUGGACACAUAGUCUCCCUCGACGGUCGAAAGAAACAGCAGACCAAUCGGAUUUGUUGGAAGUCAACAUAUAAUGUAAAAAAGCAAAUAAAUAAACACAUCCGAGGAGAAUGUAGGUAGGAAUCAAUGAUCGAGGAAAGUUGCCUGUUUGAACAAUGUUUGAGAAAAACGUGAAUUUAUUGUUUAAAAUCAGUGUUGUAGGGGUUAGAGGUGAGAACAGAUGGUUGAUCUUCCAGAUUGUUCGCACAUUUCUUACGGGGAAAACCCCCAUCUCACUUCAAAAAAAGCUUAGCUUUAAGCUAUUGAACUCUCCUGUUUUUAUCAUCCUGAGACCGACUGGAGCAGAAAGGAGACCAGCUAGAUCAUUCAAGAACUAACUAGAUAACCUAACAGGUUGAGUGGCAAGGUGACAGUUUGGGCAGCGCGAAAUGCACGAGAGGGUGUUGUCUGGAACAAAUCCGAUAAGAGCCACAUACAAAUCAGCUGUGUUUACUGUUACUCGACGGACCCCAGAUUCUCCCACCAGCUCUCACCCCUUACUUUUACAGUUUUUUUCUUCUGCUUUAAAUAUUUACGAAAAUAACUGCCGGGCCAGCCAAGCGCGUAAAGCAGGUCCACGUUUACACCAGCGAAUCUAACACGAAAAAAGUUUCCAACAAUUUUUUUAAAUUAUUUUUUUGGUGUGUGCAAAGGUUGAAUUGAAGGAAGAAGGAAAUGCAGAUGUAAACGAAUUCUGUCCAUUUUAAAGGGGGAGCAUGCGAGAGGUCUGGUGGAUCUUGCGGCCAUGACAGGAAAAUGGCGCCUGACAUGCAAGCCCGUUAGAUGGAGCCCGGUAGCUCAGCGUGUGACUGUGGCCCCCACGUCGUGCAUCCUGCCCCAAGUCUGUUCGUUGAUAAGCCGUUAGUGCACGAAACUCAACUGAGAAGGAUGAGUCAACAGGUUCCCGGCCUUUGAGUAACUUGCUGCACGUGCUUGCGGCCCAUGAUCCUCUCUUUCAGCGCAUGCGCCCAAACGCUUGCAUCAACCGUGAACCCCAACCCUUUUUCGAGCUUUUGAAGAGGCAAUUAAAUCACCUGCUGUGUAGACCAGCCAAGCAAUUAACAGGUCAGGUUUUGUCAAGCCAUUAUCUGGAAUUGGGUUAUAACAUCGGGACUUAGUGCUGGUUGCUGGCAACAUCGAUUAGAGUUUUAGUGUUCGAUGGAAUUAAUAAGAUAAAAUCACUCAGGCAUUUCUGCAAGCAGCUACAGUUUAAUAUAACUGUCGAUCAAGCCUUUGUAUGAAUUGUUAUUGCGACUGAUAUAUAGUUAAUAAAAAAGUAGUAUUCUUGAAAUGCUCUGUUGAUAAAGAUGGUAAUUACUGUAAUUAAUGGAAGGUAUUGAAACCAACGAUGUGCAUAAAUAUUGACUAUUCUUCAAGAAGCACAAAAGAGAGAAAUCAACUAAAACGCCACCUAAAGAAAUUUUUUAAAAAAUAAGGGAACAGAAAAGAAAUAGAUAAUAAAAUGCUGACUUGUCAAGGACAGGAACAUAUAACUACGAAACAAACUUCAUAAAACUGCAAAAACCUAUUUUCUUGUUUCCUUUUAUUGAAAGCUGCCUAAGUCCAUAUCCGCUUAAUAUGUUAUACAUAUCAGUCUUCAGGUACCGAGCUGAGAAUACUUUUAUAGAACUAUUGGUAUGUUUUGAGAUGUAUGUGCUCAUUACUGGUGAGUAGGAUGAGUUUAAUCUUGUGACCCGAAAAAAAAUCACAACGGAAUCACUUUAUUUGUGGACACCUUUAAUGACAAGAUAAAAGUUAUUGCUAUAGAAUAGAUAAACAUAAUUUGAACUGAAAAUAAUUGUUUUUAAAAUCCUUGAAUUAUGGGAUAGCUAGAAAUUGUUCUUGCUGUAGGAGUCGGAAUAGGAAACAAGACAGAGGUCGAAUUAUGACGAUCACUGGUCAUCGUCUGGGGCUGUAGGUCGUGUCUAGGACAGCUGACAAACUUCCCAGCAGCCUGCCUUUGUCUGCCCUCAUUCCCCUUUUCCGUUUCCAGCAUCAAAGAUCAGGCUUAACAGGUUUUCUUAGUUUCUGUACGCUUGAACGAAGCUCACGCAAAAAUUGUUUUCAAGUUGUUUUUUUGUAGCUAAUGUUCGCUUUACAAUAAGAGGGCAAAAUUCGGAAAUAAUUGCACCUUGAAGUCUGCCUUACUUCCUUUGAUGUGGCAUGCAAGGGUUCUUUAAGCUCUUGUAAGAAGCUUAUAAAUGUUAUUUUAUCCUCUGAUUAUCAUGCAUUGCAUCGUCUUUAAAAAGGACGAACAGGUCGCAUGCACUAAAGUGUCAAUAAUAUUUCACGCACCGAUCCAUUUCUGUGAACGAUUCCCGCAGUUUGAAAACUGCAACUCAAAGAACCUGACAAAAAAAAAUUCAUCUUUGAAUGUUCAUUGAAUCCUCGAGGUACCGAGCAUCAGAGAAACUGAAAUGUUUCUUGAGCGAUAAAAACCUGUCCAAGCAUUCUCGUUCGCUUGUUGUGUUGUUGGAUGGUAGUCAAAGAAUUGAUGGAUAAAUUAUGGUAAAUAAAGUUAUCAUUUAUUGUAUUUUCUGAAUGUUUACAGUUUAUACUCGCCGAGGGUCUGAAGAGUACGGUUUGAUUGAAUUUCAAGAAAACUACCGACUAAAAGGUUUAGUUUAUAUGAAUAAUACCAGCACAUGGAAGGUCGUAUUGUAAACAAAAACACAAAUUUGAAUUUAUCAGAAAAUAAAAUAUUCAAAUUAUACACAAUAGAAUAAGAAUUAACAUAAAGAUGAAAUUUCUAAUUGUAUUUUAUUGUCUGUUUCACGCUGCUUGCACUGCCUAAAAUCCCAUCUUUCCUGUUUGUAUAAAAAUCAUAAUAAAAUAGAAAAUAUUAUUCUCAAGCUGUGAUUUACCGGGAUACAACUCUUCUACUACGCUAACACAAAGAAAAAUAAGGAAUGUAACCGAGCAAAGAAUAUACAAGAAAAGAGCAUUGAAUGAUUUGAAAGGAAUGAAGAAAGAAGUGCAAGUUGGAGACUGUGCUGGAGCAAGGCCCCUGUGUGACAGACUGUGUAUCAAGAGAGUCUCAGCCCUUCUGUCGCUGCUACAUGGAUGCUUUUCCCCGGCAAAGGGUACAGACCCUGUGUUCCUGACACGAGGUAUCACUACUUGUGAUGUAUAUAAUAAUUAUAAUAAUAAUAACAAUCCUGUAUCAUUUCAACUUCGAUAUUCAGUAGUGUCACGUGAUCAUGCUGAGAAGUGACAUUCUGAGAUAAACAUUUUGCUUGAUUGUUAAUAUUUGUUUCAUUCGGACAAUAAAUUUUACUUUGAAACUUGUGUUAAGCACUAAUGCCGAUUCCAUUUAAAUGUAGAGAGAUAAGAAAGUGGUUCUGUUCCUUAGAUAACGAUUCCUGCAGGGUUUGAGGGUUUGUUGCUGCUGCACAUACAUUAUUGUACAUUGGUUUGUCGAAAAUUAGUAAAUUAUUUUAAUGAACUCCUGUUGAUAUUUUUUUCUUGUAAGAUGUGCACCACAGUGUGCGUGUUAGUGUAGAUGUGUUAGUAUCAUCAAUGCUUGCAUUUAUUUUAUCAUCACAUGGCUUUGAGUCUCAUAUACCAAUGUGAGUGAUGCUUGUUUUCACGGCACUCAAUAAAGAAUUAUAACUUA
Molecule: messenger RNA, 7700 nt
Organism: Pomacea canaliculata
Lineage: Eukaryota; Metazoa; Mollusca; Gastropoda; Architaenioglossa; Ampullariidae
Product: calcitonin gene-related peptide type 1 receptor-like
Exons: 12
Coding region: 861-2429 (522 amino acids)
Biological process (GO): cell surface receptor signaling pathway; adenylate cyclase-modulating G protein-coupled receptor signaling pathway
Cellular component (GO): plasma membrane
Molecular function (GO): calcitonin receptor activity
Source: RefSeq, a predicted model, not a curated record